AUGGAGGAAUAUCCUACGCAUUCCUUAUCAGUUUCAUUGGCUCCAUUUAUACAGUACAUCGAGGGACCAUUACUAAUUACAUGUGCCCAUUUUGAUCUUGCCGUUGUCCCAUUGUUAGCAAAAGAAUGCUACAAUAGGAGUACUCUAUAUCCUCUCAUAUUUUACUUGUUCAUUUGGGGGUUGAGAGUCGAAUAUUCCGAUGCCAGUAGAAUCGCCAUUUCCAACUUGAUCAUACUUUGCAAUUCAGUAAUUCUUCAUCAAGCCAUUCCUCAAACGAUCCAAGAUCGCUGGGUCAAUACCAGAGAGAAAUUUGCGGAGAUGUUUUCAUUGGACAUUUGUUUGGCAACUAAAUCUAAGCAAAGCAAUAUUGGCGUGGUUGAAGGAAAGGAAUCCGUACCAAUAAAAUAA
This is a messenger RNA of Brettanomyces nanus, 408 nucleotides long. RefSeq lists its product as uncharacterized. Lineage: Eukaryota; Fungi; Ascomycota; Pichiomycetes; Pichiales; Pichiaceae. The record is from RefSeq and is a predicted model, not a curated record. Bases 1 to 408 code for a protein of 135 amino acids. The transcript has a single exon.